Thelazia callipaeda (thelaziosis nematode) is the source of this 897-nucleotide messenger RNA. NCBI's taxonomy places the organism in Eukaryota, Metazoa, Nematoda, Chromadorea, Rhabditida, Thelaziidae. The record is from the annotation of a GenBank genome assembly.
AUGCUUAAAGUAUUUCAAACAUCAGAAGACUUGGAAGAAGCUGAAUUACUUACAAAUGAUUCAGUGUACUUAUUACCUAUACAUUACUCUAUUAGACAUGAACGUUUGGGUAUUUUCCCAGAAGCUAAAUGUACCGUAUUGGGAUAUCCAGUAGAAACACCAUUUAUCUGGAUGGUAAUUCGGCGCAACAAGUUUACCAGGGCACACGUGUUCGCUGGUAGCCGUACGCAGCAUUUUCUUGCCGUAAACGAUAUCGAUACGUUUUUGACUCAUGCUAUGCCGUACCUUCUUGAACUUGAUCAGUUUGCUGCUCGAAUACUUGGCAUUCAUUUGAGCAGUCGAAUGUCAGAAGUACUUUCAACUCAUUUUGAUUUUUCGGCUGCUAGUUACUUGUCUAAUUUUUUUAUUGUUGAAAAACACAAGCAGAAGCAAGUGGUUGAAAUGAAUAUCAAACUUGCUGAGGGUUAUUCAUUUGUUGAACUUGACCCCGAGCGCGAUGCUGACAUAGUAGCAACGUGUUGGAAGUUUUCAACAUUUGGUGAACGUGACCAAUUCAAAGCGAAAAUUCGGCGCUUACCAUCGGUUGGUGUUCAAAGCGAUGAUGGAAGAUUAGCAUCAUUUACUGUAUUAGAUGCUUCUGGAUUCUUCAAUAAUCAAUAUACAUUUGUAGAACAUCGUCAACGUGGACUAGCUGAUCGAAGCGAACUGAAAUUAUGCCAGAAAGUCAUUUUAUUUGGGUUGUGCCCUAUGAAAUUUGUUGAACAUGAUAAUACUGCUGUUCUUGACCGUUCUAGCCGAUCUCAAUGGUGGAGUACAGUAAGCGAUGAGACAGGAAAUCCAAUCAUCAAUGUCCAUCGUAUUGUUUACCGAAAAAAUGGCAUUCCAUUGAUCGUUUAA